Molecule: messenger RNA, 1845 nt
Organism: Thelazia callipaeda (thelaziosis nematode)
Lineage: Eukaryota; Metazoa; Nematoda; Chromadorea; Rhabditida; Thelaziidae
Source: the annotation of a GenBank genome assembly
AUGAAGAUGACAAUUUUGGAUCAUCUAGAGCGAAUUAAAGAGGAGUAUAAUUUUAUUCAAACUCAAUUGCAACAACAACGGGUGGAGAUUGAAAAACUGUCGCAAGAGAAGGAAGCGAUGCAGCGACAUUAUAUGAUGUAUUAUGAAAUGAGUUAUGGUUUAAACGUGGAAAUGCAUAAACAGACAGAAAUAGCUAAGCGGUAUAACGCGAUUCUAUCUCAGAUUAUUCCGUUGUUACCAGCUGAACAUCAGCAGUCAGCAUUGGCUGCGAUGGAGCGUGCGAGACAGAUCAGCAUGGCAGAGUUGCAUCAAGUAAUCGGGAGUCAGGUACAUGCACAACAGCAGUUGGCCAUGUUACCUGGCAUGGGUAUGGCUGCUCCGAUGGGUCUAGGGGCCCAAGGCCCUUUCCAUCCCAUUGCUGCUGUUGCAGCUGCAGCGGUCGGUAUGGGGGCUAAGCCAGAAGAAAAGAAUGAUGACAGAAAUCCUAGUCGUGCAUCGCGACCUCGUUCUAAUACACCAGAAACAAGCCAGAAACGACCGAAGGUUGAAUCUGAAGACGGGGAUGGUGAGCUAGAGAUUGAUGUACAAAAUGAUGAUCCAUCCAUUACUAAUGGUGUGAAUUUAAAAAAAGAUGGUCGAGAGAGUACUCAGUCUAUAUCUUCCGGUGAUUCUACACCAGGCAAAGCUCGAAUUUCUAAUGCUCUCACAUCAUCCGAUGCAAUGGCAUCGAUGGCUUCAUCUAUGCUUGCAAAUCCAGCAUUGGCUUCAUUUGCUGGACGAGCAGCUUUGCCUGCCAUGUUAGAUCCUCAUGCACAAGCGCGUUUCAUGGCUGGAAUGAGCCAGGCUGGAGCCAUGUCAAAUGGAAAGCCAGCAUAUAGUUACAAAACAACAGAGAGUGGGCAGUUGCAGCCAGUGGCAUUUCCACAAGACGCACUUAUGGGCCCUGGUAUACCUCGAAUAGCACGAAAGGUCCAUGAUUUACAACACGGAGAGGUAGUUUGUGCUGUGACCAUUUCACACCAAAAUCGACAUGUCUAUACUGGCGGGAAAGGAUGUGUCAAGGUAUGGGACAUAUCUAGAGCGGAAACAUCAAAAAAUGCGAUCUCAACAUUCGAGUGCCUCGAAGACAACUACAUUCGGUCAUGCAAGUUAUUCAAUGACGGUUCUACCUUGAUUGUAGGGGGUGAAGCGCAGACAAUCACUAUUUGGGACCUUGCGACCGAAAAAGUAAAGGUAGAAUUGGAUAGCGAAGCACAAGCUUGUUAUGCAUUAGCGAUUUCUCCUGAUAACAAAUUAUGUUUUUCGUGUUCAGCUGAUGGCAAAAUUAUUAUUUGGGAUCUCGAUAGCAAAAAAAUGAUUCACUGUUUACCUGGACAUCAAGACGGUGCCAGUUGUGUUGAUCUUUCAAGCGAUGCUGUAAGGCUGUGGAGCGGCGGUUUAGAUAACACUGUUCGUUCAUGGGAUUUGCGUGAAAGAUUACAGUUACAGCAGCAUGAUUUCCAGUCACAAAUUUUUUCUCUUGGAUGUUGCCCAUGUGAUGACUGGGUGGCAGUUGGUAUGGAAAAUAGCAAUGUAGAAGUUCUACAUAUCAAUAAACCAGACAGAUACUCACUUCAUAUGCAUGAUAGCUGUGUUCUAUCCUUAAAAUUUGCACAUAGUGGAAAAUGGUUUGUUUCAACUGGGAAAGAUAAUAUGUUGUGUGCUUGGCGGACUCCCUAUGGUGCAUCCCUUCUGACAGCCAAAGAAAGCUCAUCUGUUUUGUCAUGCGAUAUAUCAUUUGAUGAUAAAUAUAUUGUCACCGGAUCCGGUGAAAAGAAAGCCACCGUCUAUGAGGUGGGUUACUGA